AUGGCCAACACACUCACGUCCGUCAAUGGAAUUGCACUCAUCACCGGAGCCGCAGCUGGCAUAGGUGAAGAAGUAGGAUACGCGUUUGCCGAGGCUGGUGCAUCGGGGGUGGUUUUCGCCGAUAUCAAUUACGAGCAGGCCGCAGAAAAUGCAGAGAAGAGCAAAGCCCAUGCUACGAAUCCGAAAUAUCGAGCUCUCGCUAUCAAAGUCGACGUCAGUGAUCCAGCUAAUGUACAAGAAAUGGUGGAUUUCACCGUUAAGGAGUUCGAUAGAAUCGACUAUAGCGUUAAUAGUGCUGGUCUCGGAGCUACAUCGCUUGCCCCAACCGCAGAUCUUGACAUCGACAACUUCGACUCAAUCAUCAAGGUAAAUACUCGAGGGGUUAUGCUAUGCAUGCGUGCCGUUACCAAGGCUAUGAUUGCGCAAGAACCCAAAGUUCAUACUGGCCGACAUGGAAAGGAACGCAGCCUGGGUCGUGGCUGUAUUGUCAACAUUGGCUCCAUGGGAUCGUAUGCUGCUGCCCCCAGCAUGAUGGCAUAUAUAGGAUCAAAACAUGCGUUGUUGGGCAUGACUAAAGUUGCUUGGAAGUCCUAUCCCGUGCCUUAG
Venustampulla echinocandica is the source of this 606-nucleotide messenger RNA. RefSeq lists its product as uncharacterized. The transcript has 3 exons. Bases 1 to 606 code for a protein of 201 amino acids. Lineage: Eukaryota; Fungi; Ascomycota; Leotiomycetes; Helotiales; Pleuroascaceae. The record is from RefSeq and is a predicted model, not a curated record.